AUGACCAGCUACUUUCCACCAAGUGACAGCGCCAGCAAUGGCGCCACUGCCCCGACCGCAUCAUCUCCAUUGUCCCCGCCAACGCAGCGCCCGACUGCACUCACCAAUCGGCUAACAACAGUUCUGUCGGCAUCGUAUGCGGACUCGGACAUUCGGGACUCCCUCGAGACUUUGAGCUUGAGAGGCAUUCACAACACCGCAGAAACACGUCGGCAACUACGACUAGAUGUACAGAAGGAAGUUGUCGAUUGUAAUGCGGAGAUUGUCAAGGACUUUGGGAAAGUGGCAGAGCAAUUGAGACGGAUCGGAACAGUAGUCUUAACACUUAAUCAGACAUGCGACGAUAUGCGCAAACGAAUCAGCCUCGCAAAGCAGGAUACCACGCCGGUACUCGAGGAGGCUAGCGCUCUGAUAACACAAAAGAAAGAGACCGAGACCAAACAACAGCUAUUGGAAGCGUUUUCGAAACAUUUCUUGGUUCCGGAAGAGGAUCUAUUGGUCUUGACAUCUGCCGAGGAGCCCGUUAACGAGCGGUUCUUUGACGUGCUAGCUCGUGUCAAGCAAGUACACCACGAUUGCGAAGUGUUGCUUGGCGGUGAGAAUCAGCGACUGGGCUUGGAGGUGAUGGAAUUGAGCACCCGGAACCUCAAUUCAGCAUACCAGAAACUAUACCGAUGGAUCCAGAAAGAAUUCAGGUCCCUGAAUCUAGAGGACCCUCGCAUCAGCAGUACGAUCCGCCGCGCUCUACGGGUGCUGGCAGAACGCCCAAGUCUAUUCCACAACUGUUUGGAUUUCUUUGCGGAGGCACGAGACUAUGUGCUGUCCGAUGCUUUCCACUAUGCACUGACUGACGCCGUUUCCGGGACCAAUGGGCCCGGCGCCGGUGAUCACACUGUCAAACCGAUUGAGUUCUCAGCGCAUGACCCACUUCGUUACAUUGGCGACAUGCUUGCGUGGGUGCACUCGACAACUGUAUCAGAACGAGAGGCUCUCGAGUCAUUGUUUGUCGAUGACGGGGAUGAACUCGCUCGGGGGAUCCAAGCCGGCCUAAACAGUGAGCCCUGGUCGCGUAUCGAUGAGGACCAAGAAGUUACCUUUGAUGGCCACAAGGCACUCAAUGAUUUGGUCAACCGCGACCUUACUGGAGUGGCUCGAUCACUGCGGCAGAGAAUAGAGCUCGUCAUUCAGAGCCAUGAUGACCCUGUUACUUGCUACAAGGUGGUUAGUCUGUUGUCUUUCUAUCGCACAACCUUCACCAAACUAGUGGGCGCCCAAUCGCACUUGGUGGACCUGAUUCAGAGCUUGGAAAAGUUCACCCUUGGCCACUUUGAGAGUUUGAUGCGCGACCAAAUCAGCGUCCUGGCGGGCGACAAUAUUGCCCUGACUCCACCUGACGACCUGUCGCCCCCACAGUUCUUGUUAGAUGCACUGGAAGACCUGGAAUUACUGAUGAAGACCUAUGAGGCUUCCGUCGGACCAGAGGAUUCAUCUCCAGAUGCGAAUGAGAACCCGUUCACUUCUGUCCUCCGGGCGGCCUUCGAUCCAUUCUUGACACUGGCCCGGUCCUCAUCAGAUGAACUCCAAACUACCACAGCGCAGUCCAUUUACCGCACUAAUAUUCUCCUUGCAGCCCGCGCAGCUGUGUCACCAUUCCCCUUUGCCAGCUCCACACACGUACCUCCCAUUUCUGCAGCCCUGUCAACCCUACGCAGCGAUCUUCUCGACACCCAACACCAAUUCCUCCUCGAGACAUCUGGUCUCCAAACGCUAUUAGAGGCCCUGGAACCUUUCUCUGACACUGCCGAAGACAAGACCGAGGAGCCCGACCAGCAGAAACCCCAUCUAGCCGACCUGGCCAAUCUCCCCGCCUUCCAACCAGAGUCCUUGAUUACAUCCAGUCAACAACUUGACGAUUUCCUCCCAUCUGCGCUUAUGGAUGCAACCGAUAACCUGAAGCGUGUCCAAAGCCUUUCCCUUAUUCAAAGUGUCACUGAGGAUGCAGUUGAGGCAUUCUGCCGUGAUUUCGAGUUCGUUGAAGGCAUGAUCAUUGCUGCGGACGAGGCUCGAGGAACUGUGAAUGUGGCCAUUGGAACCGGGGACAGUGUUAGUGGCCAGAGUGGUAAAUCCGAUGGCACAGAAGCGAGCGAGAAGGAAGAGGUUGAACAAUGGAGUUUGAGGUCGUUGUUCCCUCGAACGACAGGGGAGAUUCGAGUGUUGUUGAGUUGA
Messenger RNA from Penicillium concentricum, 2226 nucleotides. RefSeq names its product Golgi transport complex subunit COG6 (gene cog6). Bases 1 to 2226 code for a protein of 741 amino acids. Gene Ontology annotation, biological process: intra-Golgi vesicle-mediated transport. Gene Ontology annotation, cellular component: COG complex. NCBI's taxonomy places the organism in Eukaryota, Fungi, Ascomycota, Eurotiomycetes, Eurotiales, Aspergillaceae. The record is from RefSeq and is a predicted model, not a curated record. The transcript has 2 exons.